AUGGACUGUCCCCACCGUCUUCCACGACCGUCCCCACGGACCUUCGGACCGUCCCACGGACCGUCCCCACGCUUCGCCUCCCCUAUGGACCGUCCCCACGCCUCGCCUCCCUAUGGACCGUCCCGCCUCGCCUCCCCUAUGGACCGUCCCCACGACGGACCGUCCCGCCUGCCUCCCUCCCCACGGACCAUCCCCACGCCUCCCCUAUGGACCGUCCCCACGCCUCGCCUCCCUACCGUCCCCACGCCUCGCCUCCCCUAUGACCGUCCCACGGGACCGUCCCCAUGGACGUCCUCGCCUCCCUUAUGGACCGUCCCCACGCCCGCCUCCCUAUGGACCGUCCCCACGCCUCGCCUCCCCAUGGACCGUCCCACGCCUCGCCUCCCUUGGACCGUCCCCCUCGCCUCCCUUAUGGACCGUCCCCAGGACCGUCCCCGCCUCGCCUCCCUAUGGACCGUCCCCACGCCUCGCCUCCUUAUGGACCGUCCCCACGCCUCGCCUCCCUCAUGGACCGUCCCCACGCCUCGCCUCCCUUGGACCGUCCCCACGCCUCGCCUCCCCCAUGGACCGUCCCCGCCUCCGCCUCCCCAUGGACCAUCCCCACGCUCCCCUUAUGGACUGUCCCCACGCCUCGCCUCCCCAUGGACCAUGCCUCCUUAUGGACCGUCCCCACGCCUCGCCUCCCCUAUGGACCGCCCGCCUCCCUUAUGGAGCAUGGACCGUCCCACGCCUGCCUCACGACCGUCCCCACGCCUCGCCUCCCUACGGACCGUCCCCGCCUCGCCUCCCCUACGGACCGUCCCUCAUGCCGUCCCCACGCCUCCCUCCCCUAUGGACCGUCCCACGCCUCGCCUCCCCUCCCCGCCUCGCCUCCCUAUGGACUCCCCGGCCUCCCUAUGGACCGUCCCCUCCCUCCCCUGGACCAUCCCCACGCCUCGCCUCCCUAUCCCCACGCCUCGCCUCCCUCCCCUAUGGACCGUCCCACGCCUCGCCUCCCCUAUGGACCGUCCCCACCUCCCCACGGACCAGCCCCCACGCUUCGCCUCCCCUAUGGACCGUCCCCACGCCUCGCCUCCCCUCCCCGUCCUCACCGCCUCCCCUCCCCUACGGACCGUCCCCACGCCAUCAGUAUAUUACCGGGCUGUAUUGAGCGGUUCCCCUUCCACACCAAUUUGA
Homarus americanus (American lobster) is the source of this 1176-nucleotide messenger RNA. RefSeq names its product extensin-like. The coding region runs from base 1 to 1176 and encodes 391 amino acids. The record is from RefSeq and is a predicted model, not a curated record. Lineage: Eukaryota; Metazoa; Arthropoda; Malacostraca; Decapoda; Nephropidae. The transcript has a single exon.